This is a messenger RNA of Clonostachys rhizophaga, 480 nucleotides long. The record is from the annotation of a GenBank genome assembly. Lineage: Eukaryota; Fungi; Ascomycota; Sordariomycetes; Hypocreales; Bionectriaceae.
AUGACAAGCCGCUACUUGAUCCUCUCUGCAGACUACUGGGGUCGACUCUGCAGCAGCAGCAGCUUCGGUCAGCCACUGGUCGAGUCGGGGUCUUGGACGGGUACUACUGGGCUAGUGGGCAGGCUUGUCUUCCCUAGCUACCUCGACCCCUCACGACCACCAGCGGCCACCGACCCAAUCAGCCUGGCCUUUACACCGUCAACUUCACAGUCCUCAUUCCUGAAGCUCCAAGCGACAGGAUGCACGACAGGGAUCUGCUCGAUCCAUCACUCCACUGCUGCCCUGUUCAUGCACCUCCUUGUUCCUCUCACCGAUUAUUUUGCUCUGCGAUUUUCGUUUCUCGUCCAGCAUGGCCAUGGCGUGGCGCCUUUGUACCGGCUGGCCCCAAGGGCUUACCCACUCGAUGCACAUUGGACAAUGGAUGGCUCGCAGAUGGGCCCCUCCUCCCCACCUCUCGAGAAGCACCUACGUGCUUCCUAG